Messenger RNA from Acanthosepion pharaonis, 2847 nucleotides. The record is from the annotation of a GenBank genome assembly. Lineage: Eukaryota; Metazoa; Mollusca; Cephalopoda; Sepiida; Sepiidae.
AUGGAUAUAAAGAAGAAAUUCAAGAUACUCAUUGGUAAACAGGAUGCUCUGCGCUCUCCUGUUGAGGAUUCCCAGAUUAGUCCAGAGCAGCUGAGUACAGAUCCUGCUGUUGCAAAGAUUAAGGAACAGCUACGUGACCCUCAUGUUGACCAAGAGAUUUUAGAAAGCAUUGAGGAAACUUAUUACAGCUCAGAAGAUUUUGAUACAAGUGAAUAUGAACUUCAGAAACUCCCUGAAACUCUUGACCUCCAACAGAUUGAUGCCGAUCGAGGCCGCCUCCGGGGCCAACUUGAUGUGGUUUCCCGGAAAGUCUAUGAGUUGGUGCUUCAGAAUCAUCCUGCCUAUGCCACAGAACUUCAGAGAGUCAUGGAACUUCAAAGAACCCUUCAGCUGGCAGGAACUAUUUGUGGAACAGGGCGCAAACAGCUAAUGAAAGCUCGAGAAAGUUUCACAGCCACAAGUCUUGGUCUUUUAGCCAAUUACAGAAAGCGCCAUCAAUUAAUGGGUUUGCUCAAAUCUCUUCAUACAAUCAAAACAUUGCAAAGAACCGAUCUGAGACUUCGAGAAAUGCUUGAGGAAGAAGAUUACAGUGGAGCAAUUCAGCUCUGUCUGGAAUGUCAAAAGGCAGCCAGUACUUUCCGCCAUUUUCAUUGCAUUAGUGAAUUGAAUUCCAAGUUACAAGAUACUCUUGAAAUGAUUGAAGAGCAAUUAGAUGUGGCACUUUCCAAAACGUGUAACAAUUUUGAUGUGGGGCAUUACGAAAAGGUGCAGACGGCAUACAGACUUCUAGGGAAGACACAGGUUGCUAUGGACCAGUUACAUAUGCAUUAUACCAGUGCUAUCCAUAAUACAGCAUUCACUAUUGUCCUUGGAUACGUUGAGCUCUACUCUGGAACUGGUAGCACCAAUUUCCAGAAAAAACAAUAUUCUGAUUUAUGCGAGCAUAUUACAGUGGAGAGUUUCACUCCUUGCCUCACAGAUCUGUGCAAGGCAUUGUGGGAAGUAAUGAAAAGUCACUAUCAGACCAUGUUAUGGCAUGAACAAAACAACAAAGACAUAGCAGAAACAGAGCAAACUUCGAGUAAUGUUGAGAAUACUUUCAACCGUCGUUAUGUCAAACAGAAACUGCAGCAUGGCAUGGGACGAAUUUGGCAGGAUGUACAACAGAAAGUCAAGACAUUUAUUUUGGGAACAGAUCUUUCCUUUUUUAAAUUUGAAGAAUUUAUUCAAGUCCUUGACCUUGUUAACAGACUAAUUGAGAUUGGAGAAGAAUUCUGUGGAAGCAAAUCUGAAAGUCUUCAAGAUGUGUUGAAACAGCAAAGUCUUAACUAUUUUAGGAAUCAUCACAGAGUGAAAAUGGAUGAACUAAGAAUGUUUUUGGAGAAUGAAGGCUGGGAAUUGUGUCCUAUUCGAUCCAACUUUAACUUGCUUCAAUUACUGGAAUUUCGAUUCAUGCAAAACUGGAGUCAGAAUUCAUCAGGUGUAAAUUCUCCAGCUAAGAUGGAUGCUAAACAGGAGACAAAAACAAAUCUUGGCACCGGUUAUUUUUUCAAUUUUGAGGAGAAAUGUAAUCCUUUUGAUCUGCAACCAGAAGAGGAAGAACAGGAAGAUGUCUUUGCUAAAAGCAUGGACCGUGAUGGGUUUGAUGAUGGUAGUGUUGAGAGUGAUAGUGACUCUGAUGUUCCAGAAGAGUUGAAGCAGGAAUAUAUUGAUGAACACACAGGUGAAACCCAACCUAAUCAUCGACGACCACGAACUCGAAGUAGAAGUGGCUUCAAAUCUGUUCCUAUUGUCACCAAUACAUCACUCAACAUUCUCCGUGUCAUGGGUCGUUACAUGAAGAUGAUGACGAUUCUGAAACCAAUUGCUUUUGAUGUGAUUACUUGUAUGUCUCAAUUGUUUGACUACUAUAUGUACACUGUUUAUAUAUUCUUUGCCUCUGAUGGGCCUGAAAUCAACGACCGUACAAUGAACAAUCGUCUAAAAAUCUCUUUACAAAGAAUCCAUGAAAGCCUCAUUGCCGAUGAGACUGUCCCUGGUAUUAAUGGAGCCCCUGAAGAACGAACAGACAAAAUUCCACAAGCUCACCUUUCACCAAUUGUGGACUUAUCCAACCGAGAAAAAUUAUAUGGAUUAUCUGAGCGGAUUGUUGCUGCUGAAUCCCUUGUGUUCCUGGCCGAACAGUUUGAGUUCUUGCAGUCCUAUUUGGACGGCACUAUUCCACAGAAUAAAAAAGCUUUCCUGCAACAGUUUUAUUCCCAGACAGUUAAGAUGGCUGCUGAGCUGAGGAAGCCUAUUUAUCGUGUUGUUUCUACCCAAGCCAUUGAUUAUACAAGUCUUGUUUAUCAAAUGUCCAUGGUCAAGUGGGACGUAAAGGAUAUCAUGUCACAACACAAUACUUAUGUUGAUAUAAUACUCAAGAGUUUUGAAGAUUUCAAGUUUCGACUACAUGAGGUUAGCCGACAUGUUCCCAUCUCCAAAGUUGUCCACGAUACAUUGUGGGAGCAUUGUGUGCGGUUGGCCAACCGCAUGUUUGUUGAAGGAUAUGCAAAUGCAAAAAAAUGCAGCAAUGAAGGCCGUGCAUGGAUGCAACUUGACUUUCAACAAUUUCUCACCAAGCUAGAAAAAUUUGUUGAUAUAAGACCAAUUCCUGAGAGAGAAUAUGUGGAGACGUAUAUAAAGGCUUAUUAUUUACCAGAAAUUCAACUUGAGGUUUGGCUGCAGGAUCACAAGGAGUAUUCGAAUAAGCAACUUCUGGCCUUGAUAUCUUCUGUUGAUCACAUCAACCGUAAAGCACGACAACGACUUGUCAAUAUGGUCGAUGAGUUUGAUAAGAACAGACGAUGA